This is a messenger RNA of Cucumis melo (muskmelon), 1538 nucleotides long. Its product is annotated as probable UDP-3-O-acyl-N-acetylglucosamine deacetylase 1, mitochondrial. NCBI's taxonomy places the organism in Eukaryota, Viridiplantae, Streptophyta, Magnoliopsida, Cucurbitales, Cucurbitaceae. The coding region runs from base 231 to 1214 and encodes 327 amino acids. The record is from RefSeq and is a predicted model, not a curated record. The transcript is spliced from 7 exons. Gene Ontology annotation, biological process: lipid A biosynthetic process.
UUUUCAUAAUCUUCUCUUCUCCUUGUCCAUUUGAUUCUCCCAAACAACCGUCGUAUCUAAAAACAUCGACACAGAAUGUUUUAAAAUAAAGGGACCCUAUUCUGUAUUUUCCAUUUGAUUUCAAAGGGGACGUAACAUUAACGUGGGAACUUCCCUACCUACCACACACCUUUCUCGGCCGUUCUUCCCAUUUCCCCUUCCUGUUUGGCCGUUACCGUCGCCACUGGUCAAUGAUCAUUCCUACUGCCUUCCACGCCCUCAAAUCCUCAAGGUCAAUAUCUUGGUCUCCGACGGGUAGGCUUCAGCAAACCUUGGCGGGAUGUCUGGAGCUGAGUGGGAUAUCUCUGCAUUCUGGGAAGGUUUCGAAAGUGAAGUUAUGUCCCGAGUUUGCUGGCAGAGGGAGGUAUUUUGAUUUCAAAUCCAACUUCAUUCCUGCAUCGAUCGAUUAUGCCGAAGACUCGCCUCUUUGCACCACGCUUUCUAAGGAUGGGUUUAAAAUUCGAACUGUUGAGCAUUUGCUUUCUGCCAUGGAGGCCAUGGGGGUUGACAAUUGUAGGAUCGAGAUAACGAAUGAAGAUGCCAAAGACAGUGAAGUCGAGGUUCCAAUUUUUGAUGGAUCUGCGGGUAAAUGGGUGGAUGCAAUAGAGGAGAUUGGUCUUAAGUUGGCUAUAGACCAGUGUGGCAACUUCUGUGAAAAAAUGGCACCACAUGUAAAUCAACCUGUCCAUGUGUGGAGGAAUGACUGUUUUCUUAUUGCUUUUCCAGCCACAGCAGUUCGUAUAACUUACGGAAUCAACUUUCCUCAGGUGCCUGAAAUUGGCUGCCAGUGGUUUUUUACUGCCCCUUUGGACAACAAGUUCUAUGCUGAGCAAAUAGCCCCAUCAAGAACCUUUUGCAUUUAUGAGGAGGUUGGUGUAGAGCAAAUGCGUAAUAUGGGACUCAUUAAAGGAGGCUCAAUAGAAAAUGCUUUAGUUUGCAGUGUCAGCAAAGGUUGGAUCAAUCCCCCCUUGCGUUUUCAUGAUGAACCUUGUCGUCACAAGGUUUUAGAUUUAAUUGGCGAUCUGUCACUUUUUGCACGGUUGGGCAGUCAAGGGAUUCCAGUGGCACACUUGGUGGUUUACAAGGAUAUAGAUCAGAUUGCUGGAUUUAUCUUGAUGCAGGGUGGUCAUGCUACACACGCCAAUUUUGUUCGCUGCUUAUUGGAAAACAUUUAAGUGGACAAACAGCUGUUUUCCCUUGCAAAAGUGUAAAAAUGUUCUGCAAUUGAGGUAAUGAAGUCUGACAUUUCUCUUUCAGUUGCGUGACGAAAGAACCUUUAGGGGCCGUUUGGAGAAGGGUUAGGUUAUGGGGGUUAGUUAGGGUUAUGAUAAACCUAGGAUUAUGAUAAGAUGUGUUUGAGGGAAAAGUUAUGGAGGAAGUGUAAUAAUAAUGUGUUUGGGAGAAGGGUUAUGUGGGUAGGGUUAUGAUAAUAUUAUGAUAAGAUAGAUGUGUUUGGAGGAAAAGUUAUGUAGGUAGUGUUAAGAAAUUUGAUAUAUAUA